AUGGUGUUCAUGUCAACCACACGUGUGAAAGAAAAACAACAGGAAGUGAAGGCCAUGUUAAAGCAGGAGGAUGGCGAGGUGCUGGCAGAGCGCUGUGGAGACCGGGAACAAUGUGAUAUCAAAGCACCGCCAGAGAUCCGCAGUGGCACGGCCUCCUCCUCCUCCAUCUUCAGAAACUGCCCUCCAGGUGGCUUUGAUAUGAGUUUAUCCACCGGUCGGUCCUGGGGUGGAUGGGGCUUUUGUGGCGGCUUAAAGUCUCUUGAUGGAUUCUGCUCUUUGUCGAUGCUGUUGAGACGGGUUUCCAUGGUGAGAAAAGGUGGGAGGCAGGAGUCUGGUUUUAAUGCGAUGGGUGUGGCAUCGAUGGAAGCCUGUAAGAUACUUCCAAACAACACUGGACCCACCGUAUUAAAUCCAGAACACUGCCUGAUUUCUCCUCUAUUCCUUGCAGAUGUUCUCAUCAAAACUGUGGACAGCGUGUUCGUGUUCCAGGAGGGAGUGGAGAGCGACACCAAUGCGGCUGCUGCGUACGACGCUAUAGUGGUGGAACAAUGGACAAUCAUUGAUGGUUUACAGGUGAAGACAGACUAUAUUCCCCUGCUGCAGUCGCUGGCUUCAUUUGGAUGGAGACUCACUUGUGUGCUGCCUACACCCAUCAUCAAGACGAACAGUGAUGGCAGUUUGGCCGCCAAGCAGAUCGUUUUCCUCCAGAGACCAGUGCUGCCUCGCAAGAAGAAGGAAUCCAAGAAAGUCAUCUUUAAAGCACGGAACAAGUCCAACAAGAACUCGGUCAAAGACGCACCAAAGAACAAGAAGAAGAAAGACUCCACGUCCACCGUAGAGAAAGAGAUAAGUGAUCAAAAGCAAUGUGAUGGAGCCGAGAAGAGCGCUGAAGAGACAAAUACAAGUGUGAAUGAACGACGGGAGGAAAACCAGAAUAAUGAGGCUGAUGCUGAAGUGCAGAGUGAACAGAAAGAGGACAGAGAGGAAGGGAACGAGACACAGGAAGGGACAGUCGGAGCAGGCAGGGAAAAACAAGAAGCGGUGGGCAGAAAUAGCGAGAGAGACGGAAAUGCUAAGGAUGAGGUAGAUGUUAAAGAGGAAGAGCGUAGUGUGAAAGCAGAAGCUGAAAUGGGGUCGUGUCAAGACAAGGCCUCACCUACAGCACAAGAAACAGGACGACAGGACGAUGAGGUGGACAAACAGGAAGACAGCUCAGCCAAUCAGGAUUGAGGACGCACUCACACCCACCAGGCCAAUGGAAGUGGACCUUUAUGAAUGUUCUAAUUGCUACGCUGCAAAAAAUCACUUUGCUGAUCGAUAUUUUAUCUUGUUUUCCAGUAUCGAAACUAAAGGCUAAACAUGUCUUGUUUUAUUGAUCUUUAGAUACUCAAGACGAAAGUGUAGCUUACGGUUUCAGACAGGUAAACUGUCAUGCAAACACCUCACCUGACAUUUCCACCUCUUGUAACCAAUGCUGAACAUUUAACUCACCGCUGGUGAGCGGGCGAUAACAUCCCUUCCCCAUCAAUGAGCCGAAAGGACUCCGGUAUCCAGGAAGAGGGAGGAGAGAUGGGAAGAGAUUGUUAUCGGUAAAUGCACUGGAUGGGAAAACCACAUUAAUAUUUACUCAAUGAGCCCAGAGGGCCGAGACAGACUCGAAGACAGCAUCUCAGACGCGCUCCGAGGAGAAGGUUACUGUUGCGAGAAGCAAUCUAUUGUAAUGUAAGGUGCAUUUGUUUGUGUAUGUUUUUGUUUACGUUUAUAUGAAUAUUUCAUAUCACCGUCCAAACGAAAGGGUCAGCUUCUCGAAAUUUAAGAGGAGAUUCACAACCUGGUAGAGAAUCAUACUGGGAAUAUUUCUAUUAAGUUCGUUGUGCAAUAGGGGCAACUUUUUAUUGGUUUGGUUGUUGGCAUUCAGAGCGUAUCCACCGCUGGUUUAAAGGAAUAACUCGCACAGAAAUAAAAAUUCUGUCAUUAUUUACUCACCCUCAUGUUGUUUCAAAUAUGUAUGACUUCAUUCCAUGGGAAAAGUGAAUGAAGACUGGGGCUGUUGUAUGGAAACCCAUUUCUGCCACGUGAGAAAAAAAAAGAAUGCAUUAGUAAAUCAAAAUUCAUGAUUAUGAGACAAAAAUUCAAAAUCAUAACACACUAAAUCAUAAUUAUGAGA
This is a messenger RNA of Sinocyclocheilus rhinocerous, 2167 nucleotides long. RefSeq names its product raftlin-like. NCBI's taxonomy places the organism in Eukaryota, Metazoa, Chordata, Actinopteri, Cypriniformes, Cyprinidae. The coding region runs from base 1 to 1230 and encodes 409 amino acids. The record is from RefSeq and is a predicted model, not a curated record. The transcript is spliced from 7 exons.